UCGAGGCACUACCGCGACAGCAUGAUACUGGUUGUCAGUGGCAGCGGAGCUCACUGUUGUGUAGUGAGAUAACUUGUUUUCCAUUCUGCGGUGUUGGUAGCUGAGUUUCUUUAAUCCAUUGCAUUGUUAGUCUUAAAAGUAGUAAAGAGCGGGAGAAGCGAUGGAACCUGUUACAAAGUGGUCCACCACGCAAGUUGUCGAUUGGAUGAGAGGGUUAGACGAGAGUCUGCAGCAGUAUGUGGAGGGCUUUGAGCGUGAAAAGGUGGACGGGGAGCAGCUGCUGAGGGUGUCCCACCAGGAGCUGGAGGAGCUGGGGGUGACGCGCAUCGGCCACCAGGAGCUCUUCCUGGAGGCCGUGGACCUGCUCUGUGCCUUAAAUUACGGGGUGGAGACGGACAACCUGAAGAUGCUGGUGGGCCGGAUGCGGGCCGCGGCCAACAACCUGCACAACGUGGCGUCGGAGCGCCGGAGGUGCCCCGCCUACGAUGGGGUCGCGGCCCGAAAACCACCCAAUGACUUCCUCACUGCCGUGGUGGAGCUCAUCGGGGCCGCCAAGAACCUGCUGGCCUGGCUCGAUCGUACUCCUCUCACGGGCAUCAGUGACUUCAGCUCCACUAAGAACAGGAUCAUCCAGCUGUGCCUGGAGUUGACCUCCACAGUCCAGAAGGAUUGCACCGUUUAUGAGAUGGAGGAGAAGAUUCUGGAAGUGUCGCGCCUCCUGACCAGCGUGUGUGACCAGACCAUGAGAACGACCUCUGACCCCCUCAUGAAUCACAUGGCCUGUCUGGAGGAGGUCACCAUCACCAACGUCAAGCCUGGAGAAGGACUGGGCAUGUACAUCAAGUCCACCUACGACGGCCUGCAUAUCAUCACAGGAACCACAGAACACUCUCCUGCGGAUCGUACACACAGGAUCCACGCUGGAGACGAAGUAAUACAGGUCAACCGGCAGACAGUGGUGGGUUGGCAACUAAAGAACCUGGUGUCCAAGCUUCGGGAGAACCCUACGAGUGUAACUCUUAUGGUGAAGAAGAGGCCGUCGGCCACCUGCGGCUUCACCCCCGCCCCCCUCAAGAACAUGCGCUGGCGCCCCCCUGCACCACAGAACUUACCCAGUCCACACAACGCUCAGGGCCAGAGGAGUGCAGUGGAGUCUCCUGUCAGGAAAGAGAAGCCCGCCAUCCUGGACCUGUACAUUCCCCCUCCCCCAAUGGUCCCGUACGCACCACGGGAUGGCAAACCUACAGUGUUCACGGGUGUCAACAUGAGGCCCAAGCGGGCACAGUCGCCCAACUCCUAUCUGGACCACGAGGGCAGACGCCGCUUCACCAUCGCCGACUACGACAGCAAACGUGUGUCCAUUCCUGUGCCCGUGCCUGUGCCCGUGCCUGUGCCCGUACCCGUAGCGGUACCCAAGCCUAUGCCCGGGCCUGGCCCCACCCCUACCCCUGUGGAGGUGCCUGUGCCCCAGCCUCGCAUGAGGCAGCGCACCUCUGGCAGAGGGAAGCCGCGGCCCGUCUCCAUGCCUGUAGACACUUGCCUGGGACUGGUGGACUCACCCUCCAGGAUGUGGCCACAGGGAAGGAAAGGCGAGAGCCCCCUGCACCGGUACCUGAGCAACGAGCGCAUAGCCAUCGCCACCAUCUCCGAGGAGGCUCCGCCCUGCUUCCCGGUACCCUACCGGGCCUCCCACCACGGGCCCGGGGAGCGGGGAGGAUGGGGAGGAGGAGGAGGGGGAGGGGGAAAGCUGACGCGAGGCGUGGACCACAUCCGGGGAAGCCAGUGCUUCAUCAACGCCGAGCUCCACAACAGCGCCACCAUCCCUUACCAGGAGGCCCUGGCCAAGAAGGCGCCCAAGCAGGGGCACCAGGGCCACGGCCAGCAGCAGGGGCACGGGCAGCAGAAGAUGAAGCAGCACCAGGGCCAGUCGUCCUCCUCCUCGUCCUCAGAGCCUUCUCUGCUGAGCAGCCUCAUCGCCCGGCUCAAGCUGCUCACACAAUUAGCAGGUGUUAGGAUAGCCACGACUGUAGCCCUUGAAGUCAAAAGUAACAUGUCUGAACUUAAGUUUCACCGGCGGCUACACAAUAUGAUGGACUGGAAUAUGCACGCUCUGAAAUGUGUUUUGCAGACACUUGUCUCUCCAUCCAAAGUGCCACGUCCAGAAGCUCGCCGUGAAAGGCCAGACUCAGUGCGACACAGCUGCCAGCCGCAGCCGAAGGGUAGCGCUGCGAUGAGUCGUCGUAAAGUGUCCGUGAAGGACCUGGGGCAGGGGGACUGCUGCGGGUGGCUCUACAAGAGGAAGGACAGCAAGAUCUUCCUGGGGACCCGAUGGAAGAAGUACUGGUUCGUGCUGAAGCGGAGCGCUCUGUACUGGUACAUCAACCAAGAGGCAGAGAAAGCAGAGGGCUACAUCAACAUAAAAGAGUUCACUGUCGAACAGGCUGCCGAAGUCAGGAGGAAAUAUGCCUUGAAGGCCAGCCACCCUCUGGUUAUGACUCUCUACUUCGCAGCCGAGACCAUCAAAGAUAUGAACAAGUGGUUGAGCGCAUUCAAGGAGGCCUCUACUGCGACUGAAACCUGUGAAGAUGAUGGGUGCUACAGUGAGGAGAGUGAUCACGAAGAGUCCGUCUCGGGGGAGGUAGUGUGUCAGCCCUUUGUGGAACAGCUGACUAACACCAGUAUUAAAGGGGACCUCCCUCCCCCGUGCUGCACCUCCUCUCCGCGCCACAGCCCGUCCUCCAGCUACUCCCAGCUGUCCAGCGUGAGCUGCUCCCAGCGGGCCGCCAAGAACCAGAGCGAGUCCUGGCUGGAGAUCACGGCGCUGGGUGCCACCGGGCCCCCUCAGGCUCCACUCUCCCCCAACACCGGACAACAUGGGCCUCCACAGAAGCAGCAAGGCAGCGAAAAAGAUGAGAUGGAGCAGCUGUACCUGUACCUGAAACAGGCCCGCCUGUCCCCCGCUGGCCACCUGCAGCCGGCCACCAAGCACGACUACCGAGCGUCCUUCAUACGCCGCUGCCAAGACGAGGCCAUCAACGACAAGCUGCACCACGUCCGGACGCUCAACAGUACACUGAAGUCUAAGGAGGCAGACCUGCUGUGUCUAGAGCAGGUGCUGGCUGACCCGUCUCUCAGUGCAAUCAAGUAUCGCCAGUGGAGAGACGCCAACGUGCUGCUGCUGCAGGACAUCAAGCAGCGUAGUCAGCCACUAGGGCGGCGCCAAACACCUGAACCACAGGACCCCACCCAGACCUCCUCAGCCACCUCCACCACCACCACUACUACUGCUACCAUCACUGCCACCGCCACCACUAUAUCUUCUAGCACACCCUACAUCGCUGAGACCAGUGUGUGAGCCUACAGUCGAGGGGCGUUGGGAGUUAUAUGAAAAUAAAAAAUAAAAAGUCCUACUCAGGGAUUGAGUGGAGGACGCAACCCAGAGGACCCAUCACUUUGCCUUCUGAGGAGGUGACUGCCGUGGCAGUUUGGCUGGAACCUGCUGACGCAGUAAAGAAGGGACUGGUGGGAAGAUACUGAUGUGGUGUUCAGAUAAAGCCUGAAGCACACAGAUACGUGGCUGGAUAAAAGACAUGUGGGCUCGAUAAGAGUUCUAGAAAGUUCUGUGGUGUGGACUUUGGGAAGGCAGAUGGCCGGAUGUAUACAUCUCUGUUUUUUAAUCUUUACACCACUCUGUAGGUGAAAGGACAUUGCUUUUGUUUCCUCACUUAUGUCGUGCUGUGGGUGCUGUGACCCAAAGGCAUGUUUUGUUUUUAGCGUCAGAAUAAAUAGAUUUUACUGGAUGAUGAUGGCCAUUUUUUAACCAUUGCUUUUUUUGCACGGUUGAUGAUGUUGAUGAAAGAUGUGAUUGAUAUGAUUGAAAUGUUUCAAAGUCAGACAUGUUGAAACGUUGACAUCCAUUUAAAAUGGAGAUUCUCUAAUGUUUCGGGUAAGAAUCUUAUAUAGCCAACUGGUCUACAUGUUCAAAGGUAGACCUCCAAAACGGGGUUCCACUGUGGUUUGGGGAAUUGUACUUAUUUGUUAUGGUGAAUCAUCUCAUCUGGAAUCGUCAGUCUUGUUCCAGUUUCCAGUCUUUCACUUUCAAUUUGGUGUUGUUGGCAUUCAUGAGAUACCUUACCGUAUGUUAUGAUCCAGAAUGGUCAAACACAUCUGCGCUAUUGCACUGCCAGGUGAUUGAACAGGUGAUUUUAGCUGUUGGAGUUAACUGAAUUGUGUUUUUAUUUUAUAUUUAUAUAACCAAAUUUGUCUUUUAAUAAUUGCAUAUAUUUUAUCAUUUUAUCCCUUGUACAGAUAUGUAUUAUGUAUUGUUUAUUGAAAUAUAAUGUAUUGCCUCCUCUGUGCAGCUGUGUAUGUAAUGGAUGAAGGGUCUGAAAGAAAUAAAAUACUGGAUCAGAA
This is a messenger RNA of Engraulis encrasicolus (European anchovy), 4413 nucleotides long. RefSeq names its product connector enhancer of kinase suppressor of ras 3-like. The transcript has 24 exons. Gene Ontology annotation, biological process: regulation of signal transduction. The record is from RefSeq and is a predicted model, not a curated record. Gene Ontology annotation, molecular function: protein binding. Gene Ontology annotation, cellular component: membrane; cytoplasm. Lineage: Eukaryota; Metazoa; Chordata; Actinopteri; Clupeiformes; Engraulidae. Bases 161 to 3355 code for a protein of 1064 amino acids.